Messenger RNA from Trifolium pratense (red clover), 2563 nucleotides. RefSeq names its product ferric reduction oxidase 2-like. The transcript is spliced from 8 exons. The record is from RefSeq and is a predicted model, not a curated record. Lineage: Eukaryota; Viridiplantae; Streptophyta; Magnoliopsida; Fabales; Fabaceae. Gene Ontology annotation, cellular component: plasma membrane. Bases 235 to 2403 code for a protein of 722 amino acids. Gene Ontology annotation, molecular function: oxidoreductase activity.
CAUUGGAAGGAACACUAAGGCCAACAUGAAAUGUGUUCUCACCAAUUUCCCUUCCUAAUUAAGAGUCAAGUUUAUUCACAAAAAAGAAAAUAAUUAAAAGAGACAAGUUUCAGGAUCAAAUAAAUAAAGACCAAUUUCUUCAUAUGUAGAUUUGCCAUUAUACCCUUAUACUAUAUUUUUGUUAUAAAUCUUCAAUUAUUGUUCAAUCUUGUGUGUAUAUAUACCUACAUUUAUAUGCAUGCAUACAAGAAGAGAGAGGAAGUGAAUGUCAUGGACUUAGAGUUGAAUAGAGGUGUUUCUCCAACACAAAAUAUUUUUCAAAAUGGGAUAUGGUGGUUCAUAGUGUUGAUUAAUCUUGGUUAUAUCAUGAUUUGGCUUAUGAUGCCUACAAAUACCUUUUUUAUGGAUUGGUUACCUCAUAUUCAAGCCAAGGCAGAUCCAAUAUACUUUGGCAAACAAGGAACAACCAUACUCGUUUACACAUUUCCUAUAAUAUUUAUAGCGACUUUGGCAUGUCUAUAUCAUCAUUUGAUGCAAAAAGCUUCUAAUCAUAGCACUGAAAGCAAGAUUGGAUUCUUCAAUAAGGCAUCAUGGAGAAAACCAUUGCUUGUAAAUGGUCCACUUGGGAUUAUCUCCAAGAUAGAGUUCUCUUUCAUAAUCAUGUUUGUUUUACUAUUAAUUUGGUCCUUGUGUUCCUACUUACAUGGCAUGUUUGCAAAAGUGGCCCUGCAAGCAGCUUAUGAAAGAGAGCAAGUGUGGGAAGCCAAACUGAAAAAUUCAGCACUGGCUUUAGGCUUUGUUGGGAAUAUUUUCUUAGCUUUUCUAUUGUUUCCGGUUUCGAGAGGGUCUUCUAUUUUGAGGUUCCUUGGCCUAACUUCAGAGGCAAGUAUCAAGUAUCAUAUCUGGCUAGGACAUAUUGCAAUGACAUUGUUCACAGCUCAUGGACUAUGUUAUGUUAGCUUUUGGGACAAGACACAUCAAACCGCAGAGAUAUUCAAAUGGAGCAAAGUUGGCAUCUCAAAUGUGGCAGGAGUAGUAGCACUGCUUGCUGGAUUAACCAUGUGGGCUGCAACAUUACCUCGUAUAAGGCGGAAAUUUUUCGAGCUUUUCUUCUACAUUCAUCACUUGUACAUUGUUUUCGUAGUCUUCUUUGUCCUACAUGUGGGAUUUUCCUAUUCUUGCAUAAUGCUUCCUGGAUUUUACCUUUUUUUGGUCGACCGAUAUCUAAGAUUCCUACAGUCCCAGCAGAAAAUUCAGUUGGUUUCUGCUCGCGUUUUACCUUGUGAAGCUGUUGAGCUGAAUUUCUCCAAGAAUCCAGGAUUGUCCUAUGCUCCAACAAGUAUAAUUUUCAUAAAUAUUGCUAGUAUAUCCAAGUUGCAAUGGCACCCUUUUUCAAUCACCUCAUGCAGUAAUACUGAUUUCGAUACCUUAAGCAUUGUCAUCAAAAGUACAGGUAAAUGGUCUCACACAUUGUUCAAGCAACUAUCAACUUUGUCUCCACCCUCCCACCUUGACGUCUCCAUUGAAGGGCCGUAUGGACCAGCUUCAACUUUUUUCUCAAGACAUGAAACGCUAGUGAUGGUGAGUGGAGGAAGUGGCAUUACUCCUUUCAUCUCGAUAAUUCGUUCGCUACUCUUUAAGGCCAACAAUGAAGGCGGAAAAUCUUUCAAAGUUCUUCUUAUAUGUUCCUUCAAGAAGUCCAUUGAUCUUACAAUGAUAGACCUACUCCUUCCUGUCUCAGGCACCACCCUUGACACAUCACGCCUGCAGCUUCAGAUUGAAGCCUAUGUAACAAGAGAGAAACAGACAGCGACAACAAAUGAUAGAAAGCUUCUUCAAACAUUAUGGUUCAAGUCGAACGCAUUAGACGAACCAAUUUCUGCAGUCUUUGGACAAAACAAUUGGCUCUAUCUUGGAAUUAUCAUCACAACUUCCUUUAUAUUAUUCCUUCUGAUUAUCGCUGUCCUAACUAGAUACUACAUAUAUCCUAUUGAUCAUAACUCUGACCUGAUAUACCCUUAUUUCUUAAGGUCCAUUCUUAGCAUGUUGUUCGUAUGUGUAUCUAUAGUUAUUGCAGCUACAUCUGUCUUUCUCUGGAACAAAAAACAAAACAAAGCUUUGACGCAGAUUAAAAAUACAUCGACUCCAACAACUUCACCAGGCUCAGUAAAUCACAAAACUGACAGAGAAUUAGAGAGUCUUCCCCUCCAAUCCCUUAUCCAAACAGCUAAAAUUCAUUACGGCGAAAGGCCUGAUAUCAAGAAAAUACUUUCUAACUGUGAUGGAUCAAGCAUUGGAGUUCUUGUUAGUGGCCCAAGGAAAAUGAGACAUGAAGUAGCAUCAAUUUGUACAUCUUGUUCAACAGAUAACUUGCAUUUCGAGUCCAUUAGUUUCAGCUGGUGAACUAUAAAGGCUCCAUGUAUUAUUUUGUUACAAGUACCCUUCUAAGUAUGAUACUAAAUGACUAUUCUCUAAUACACCAUUAACAAAAUGACUAUUCUGUUUGUGCAUGCGUUAUGCAAAAUUGGUUAAUUUACAAUGUAAUGUGUUGGCAUGUGAUGAA